GCUCUGGAGCGACCGAGCGGCAAUGCGGAGUCUACCUCUCUAAAACCCUAGUUCUGGUUUUCAAUGUAUUGUAGGCAAAUCUGACAAGAUUCUACUGCUUCUUCGAUAACGAACGAAGAAGUUUGUAUUAUUUUCUAAUUAACUGAAUUUUUUUUCAAUAAAUUAUUUGAAAAUUUGGGAACUUGUAUUAUGGCUGAAAAUAACGUUCAAAGUAAUUCAGUUAAAGAUCCUAGAAUAACCUGGGGAGGUUGCAGUGUGUUGCUUGACGUCAACAAUGGCGACCGUCUUGUUUUUUCUUGUCUUUCUGCCGGAGCAACCUUGAAGAUUGGGAAUAAGAACUGCUCUCUGCGGCCGUUGAUUGGUUGUCCCUUUGGUUCUCUAUUUCAAAUUGAUAAUGGAGAAGAAGGGCCCUAUUUAUCUCGAGUCCUUCCCUCCACCGAAGCAGAUGAUAACAAUAAACAAGAAAAUGGGGACUGUCAAGUACCAGAUGAGUCCAGAGAUAACCGGGAAAUCAUUGAUAAUAACAAAGCACAAAGUCUUACUGGUGACGACAUAGAUGAACUGCAGCGACAGGGUGCAAAAGGUGAUGAAAUAGUUGAAGCUCUCAUUGCCAACAGUGCAACAUUUGAGAAGAAGACAUUGUUUUCACAAGAAAAAUACAGGCUUAAGAAGCAAAAAAAAUAUGCACCUACAGUACUUCUGAGGCGGCCUAUUGCUUGUAGUAUAUGUGAGGCAUACUUCAAGAAGUAUCCAGACAGAAUAAGAUUCCUUCGAGUGGAUGCUUUAUCUCUUUUGCUUUCCAUGGCUAAUGAUUCUGCAAAUUCUGACGUCCUUGUUGUGGAUAUGGUUGGUGGACUUCUUACUGGUUCUGUGGCAGAGCGGUUAGGAGGUACAGGUUAUGUGUGCAAUACAUAUCUCGGGGAUACACCAUAUAGUAUGGAUAUAGUGAGGAUUUUCAACUUCUCUGAUGAAAUCUGCAAGAGGAUUGUUCGGUGUCCUCUAAGUGACUUCUCUUUAACACAGAAUGGAACUUCCGAGCAAAAUUAUGAACAAGCAGACCCAUGUAAUAUGGAGUUAAACGAAGAGAUCUCUUCAGCAGUCAGUGCAGAAGAAACUUCUCCAUCAUCUCAUCAGGAGGAUUCAGGACUUCUUCCUGAGAGUACUGUUUCUCCAGGGAGCAAAAUUGGCAAGGCCCCUAAAGCUGGUGAGCAGGCAUCCCAAGAAGUCAUUAAAACAUGGAAAGAGAAUGGAUUCUCUAGCGUAAUACUAGCAGCAUCAGACCUAGAUCCUUGGAAUUUGGUUAAAGAUAUCCUUCCUCUUCUAUCAUAUUCAGCUCCAUUUGCAAUCUAUCACCAGUAUCUUCAGCCUCUUGCUACCUGCAUGCAUAGUUUACAGGUUGGGAAACUGGCCAUUGGUUUACAAAUUUCAGAACCUUGGCUACGGGAAUAUCAGGUGCUUCCAUCAAGAAGUCAUCCAUGUAUGCAAAUGAAUGCAUUCGGUGGUAUCCUGAGCGGAAUAAAAAUAUGCAGCAGCUAACCGCUGCUCCAAGUUUGUGAAAGUCAUCAUUCCCUUGGACGCAUGUUUAUUUGUUUUUUUGCAGGCCAAAAUGCUUGCCUCCUGCCUAUGUACACCUAUGUACACCAGUCUUUAUUUCUGUGCACUAAAUUUUGCCCUCAUACAAACCCCUACCAGGGUUGUAAUCUUUAUUUAGAGAAUGUAAGCUGGAUUCCAACCUUAAUUGGCAGGCACAGUAAGUCCGAUAUAGGAAAUACAGGGCUUAAGGCUAAACUUUGGGUGAAA
Messenger RNA from Tripterygium wilfordii, 1800 nucleotides. RefSeq names its product tRNA (adenine(58)-N(1))-methyltransferase non-catalytic subunit trm6-like. Bases 190 to 1536 code for a protein of 448 amino acids. The record is from RefSeq and is a predicted model, not a curated record. Gene Ontology annotation, biological process: tRNA methylation. The transcript has 13 exons. NCBI's taxonomy places the organism in Eukaryota, Viridiplantae, Streptophyta, Magnoliopsida, Celastrales, Celastraceae. Gene Ontology annotation, cellular component: nucleus; tRNA (m1A) methyltransferase complex.